This is a messenger RNA of Bactrocera tryoni, 4161 nucleotides long. It is a transcript of the gene WASp, whose product is annotated as neural Wiskott-Aldrich syndrome protein. The transcript has 7 exons. Gene Ontology annotation, molecular function: actin binding. The record is from RefSeq and is a predicted model, not a curated record. Gene Ontology annotation, biological process: actin filament organization. The coding region runs from base 1016 to 2653 and encodes 545 amino acids. NCBI's taxonomy places the organism in Eukaryota, Metazoa, Arthropoda, Insecta, Diptera, Tephritidae.
GUGAAAAAUUUCUAAAAAAAAAAGUUUCUUGCAAAAUUUUUCGAUUCAUUUGCAUUUUGGGUUUACAACAUCUAAUUGCGAACUGCUUGUUAAAAAACCACUAUAAAUUUGAUGGUUUAAAGAUAAUUUAUCAUAUUGAGAAAUAUCGAAAUCAAACCUGUCAUAAUGUGAAAAGCAAAAAACAAUUUGUGUACUAUACGUGAAAUUCAAAAUACAGAACUGUACAAACGACUUAUAACAAAUAAAUCUUAAAGAAACCACGAAUUUUAAUCGAUCUAGGCCUAUAAAUAAGUGGCAAAAUACUUUUGUAAUAAUCUUCCACCAUCAACAGCUUAAGUUAUUGCAGACGACGUGUCCACGCCCACUGAAAAACCAUAAUUAAAACAUGAAUAAAAGCUGAUUUCAAUGCAAUAUGUACAUAUUUGUUAUUAUAUUAACUCUUAACUGUGUUAGACCCAAUAUUUGCAGUAUAUUACCAAAAAUUAAUUAUGCGAUAUUUAAAUUAAAAUAAUCUGAAUUCCAUUUGAAGUAAGGCAACAGCAUUUUCAUAUGUGUGUAGAAAUCAAACAAGAAAUUAAUAUAUUUUCACGGUGGAGGCAAAUUGGUUGUGACUCAAAAACUCAAACGAUGUCAGCAGAGCUUAUUCUACAAAAAUUCGAGCUGCUUCUUCAGCAACUUUAAUAAUUACUGUUUUUCAGAUGGUGACGAAACGUGUGUCACUAGACUGACUGGUUAUGUUAUACUUAUUAGUAGUAACUUACGUUUGAUUACUUUUUUGUUACAUUCAUGUCAUUCCAGUACUACACAUUAGAAGUCGAAAUCGAUAGUUUUUGGAUUGUUGUGAAACGUUGGUCAGUACUUAAAAUUAUAUUGAUAUUAAGCAUUGAGCGUUAUGCUUGACAAAAGUCAAAAGAGCUCCUAAAGCUUUAUUUGUUAUUAAUUUAAAUAAAACAACAAUUACAAAUAAGUGAAACUCUUUUUACUCUGAAUAAAUCGGAAAUAAAUAAAUAUACAAAUGAGUGCAACUAUGAGACAACAAGAUGGGCAGGUGGGCUCGCGACCAAAGAUGAAUGCUUCUAGUGACUUAUUGACCAAGGAUGAGAACGAAGUUGUCUUCAGUUUGCUGGGCAAAAAGUGUCAGACGUUAAACACAGCCGUGGUGCAGAUCUACAAAACGGAGGGUUCCGCACAUUCGCAUUGGAAGAAGAAGCAUACUGGUGUCGUGUGUUUUGUAAAAGAUAGCGCGAAAAGAUCGUAUUUCUUACGAGCUUACUGUUUAAUAAAAAACGAACAGAUAUGGGAACAUGAGUUGUACGACGCCAUGAAAAUGAUAAAGGCGCGACCUUUUCUUCUCACCUUCGAAGGCCAAGAUGGGCACGUAGGUUUGAAUUUUGUUUCUGAGGAGGAGUGCGAUUCCUUUUAUAGAGCUGUGGACACAACAAUUGAGACGAGAAAUCGAAAGAAAUUAGAAAAACGGAAUCGUGCUAAAGCACAAGCAGCCCCAAACAUUCCCCCGCCGGUUAAUAGGGACUCUACGAGACCAACGCCUGCGAUCAGUCAAACGACAACGGACUCUAGCGUGCAAUUGCGAAACCAUCCUCAAAAAAUUAAUUCGGUUACACUAACUCCUGGACCUAACCCGGUGGCAACAUCAAAGAAUUUUCUCAGCAGUAGUUUUGGUCUCUCAGGCUCAUCAUCCGGGAAGGACAAGAAGAGAAAAGUUACAAAGGCUGAUAUAAGUACACCGACAAAUUUUGUGCACAUAAGUCAUCUGGGUUGGGAUGCAGAUAAGGGUUUCGAUAUAACGGGCAAUGAGAAUGACGAAGUACUCACAAGUUUCUUUGCCAAAGCUGGUGUAUCUGAAAAUGAGCUGAAAGAUCGUGAUACGCGUGCAUUCAUCUACGACUUUAUUCAGAGUAAUAAUGUGUUAGCAUCGGUAAAAUCGGAGCGCGUUGAAUCGCCAAAAUCUACUGCUCCCGCUGUGCCUCCACCUGUGCCAAGCCGUCACCAGCAUCACCAAAAUGGUUCAACUGUAAGCCAAAGAACUGCACCACCACCACCGCCUCCGGCAAGACAACCGCCUCCUCCGGUGCCCACAACAGUGCCAGGUGCGACACGUGCACCAGCACCACCCACUAGACCGCCACCCAUAAACGUCGCUCCACCCCCACCAGCACCACCUCAAACCAUAGUGGCUGCACCAGCCACAGCACCGCCUCCUCCACCGCCACCGCCUCCACCACCACCACCGGCAAUAACAGAAUCACCAUUAACAAAUACGACUGAUGCACCGGCGGUAGAAACAAAGCGACCAACAGCAACAUUGCCAGUUGUACCAGACGUUCGGAGUGCGCUCCUGGAGAGCAUACGUAAGGGCAAGACAUUAAAGAAAGUAGAUACGACUGCACUAAGCACUGGCAGUGGGGAUUCUCAUAGUGAUCUUAUGUCCGAAAUUCGCGGCGGAUUUGAAUUGAAGCCGUCACAUGAUCGCACGCCAGCUAAUCGCAAUAGCGAUGACGCCACUGGUCCCGCCGGUAGCGAUGCUCUGGCGGUCGCUUUAAGACGAGCAUUGCUCGAACGGGAACGCGUCAUGCAGCCGUCAGAUGAUGAAAACGACGAUUCGUCUGGUAAUGACGAUGAAUGGGAGGAUUAAAUGCUAAAUUGGAUAAGUAAUUUGCAAUAGAGUUGUGAUGUAAACAUCUGUACGUUAACAAUGAAAGAAAUUUAUAAACGAUGAAAAAGAUUGCAUUAUAAAGUCCAAUACUUCAUUGAUAUUUCGUUAACUAAUUAAAUUCUAUCUAAUGUAUCUAUGUAUACAUCUGUUACAGCGAUCUACCAUAUGCAUAUGUAUGUGUAAUUACAUAUUUAUACCCUGAAAUUAUAAUUUGACGUUUGUAACAUCCAAAAAGAAAAGUCAUAAAACCUAUAAAAUAUACUUAUGUAUGGUAUAUGUAAACGAUCAGAAUGAUAAACUGUAUGUAUGACUGUAUAUACGCGAAAUACUCUCUCAGUACUUUAGAUAUCGCUCUGAAAUUUUCCACACGUCUCUCCCAAAGAAGCUGCUCAUUUGUCGGAAUCGCCAACGUCGAAACACUAUAAAAUAUAGCUGCCAUACAAACUGCACUACAGCAUAUACAUAACUUUCAUAAAAACUAAUUGAUCAAAAUCCAGUCUUUGUAUGCAAAACUUUUGUAUUUGAUAAGAUAUAUUCAUGAAAUUUGGUAUGUAUUAUUGUCCUACAGUACAAUUUCCGAAGAAAUUGUGUAGAUCGGUCCGGUAUAGCAUACAGCUGUCCCACAAAGCCCUAUAAAAAUCGUACUAUAAAUUUUAUUAUAUCCUUGUAAAAAAUGCUCCUGUGAAAGGUAUUAUGGCUUCGGUGCUACAGAAGUUAAUGUUUUUUCUUGUUUUUGUUUAAUUUAUGGUUUCUGGAAAUUGGUAAUGCCAACAGAAAUAAUAUAUUGAAUAAAGGAAAAAUUAUAACUAAGGUGAGCGUAAAUAAAGUUUAGAUAUGUUUCAAAUUAUUAUUUCUUGUAAUUUUAAAAUACAUGACACAGCAUUGGGUUUAUAAGCAAUAAAGGUUGCCAUUGCAAUAACGCGCCAGCCUAUUGCUACACAUUUCUUAAAAAAAAAAGCAUUAAAUGAAUUGUUGACAGUAUACUUACAUACAUAGUACAGAUGUAAAUUGCAUAUCCUUGCUCAAUUAGAGGUUUAAUUCUUUACCACUAAGUAGCUAAUGUUAGUAUAAAGAUAUAAAAAUAUUUUUAUUUAUGAACAAAUCCAAAACAAGUGAUAGACUUAGGGAAUGUUACUUGGAGUAAAACAAAUUUUAACUUGUAUAGCAUAACAAAAAGUCGACUUGAAAACUAUAAACUAUUGUACAAAAUAAAAUAUAUAAAUGUAUAUUAGUAAAUGUGAAACUAAAUCUGAAACAUAGUAAACCCAAUGAAGUGGUGAAGGGAAGUAUACGCGUAUGUAUCGUAUCGUAUGUUAGUUAGCAAGAUGAAUUUUUAGUACUUUUACAAUUGGGAAAAUACUUGUAUACAAGAAGACCAAAAGAGAAAAGUUUUUAGGGUCUGAAAUCAUACGAUCAGUACAUGAACACUUCUUAGCAUAAUUCAGAAUGAAGAUAUAGAUAUGUACGUAGUACAUUAGUUCUGAUUU